AUCUUUUAGGGACCCGCGGAGAGCCUCCAUAAUUUGUAAAUAAAAACCUGUAAGGGUCAUGCCAUCAGGUAACGAAUAUCUCUGCAAGGAAUGUCGCUAACACGUAACCUAUGUCCCAUUAUCAAGUUAUUUGAAGGCUAAUUACACCUGUAACAUAUAAAUAUCGACAGGUAACUCAUAUAUUCAAUAUCAUUCAUUUUUAUGCGGCUGUGUGUCUUAUUUUGUGUUUUGGAAUCAACAUGAAGAAUUACAAACUGACGUAUUUUGACAUUCGAGGAAGAGCGGAGAUUUCACGUCUGCUGUUUGCCGCCGCUGGCGUACAGUACGCAGACGACAGAAUUAAACGCGAAGAUUGGCCAGCGCUUAAACCAAAAACGCCUCAGGGGCAGCUACCCAUUCUAACGAUAGACGACACAGCCACUUUACCCCAAAGUCUAGCGAUAGCAAGGUUUCUGGCUCGAGAAUUUGGUCUUAGUGGGAAAACUAAUUUGGAGCAAGCGCAGUGCGAUGUCAUCGUCCAGACGACAGAAGACUUGCGAGCGGAAUGGGUGAAGGUCUUCCGAGAACCGGAUGAGACCAAAAAAGCUGAGCUACAGAAGAAGUUGGUUGAAGAAAUCGUCCCAAAGUUUUGGAAAAUUUUCCAGGACACAGUGGGUUCCAAUUCUUCAGGAUAUAUGGUUGGAGACGGAUUAACAUUGGGUGAUCUCGCCGUAUAUGACGUCAUGGAGAUUCAUACGCGAGAUUAUCCAGAUCUCAUCAAGAACUUUCCACAACUUCAGACGCACAGGCAGAAGGUGGCGAGCACACCAAACAUAAAGAAAUAUCUAGAAAAUCGACCGGUCACCCUGUUCUGAGAGUUUUUUCCAUAUGCAUGUAUCCAAUAUUUUGUAGACAAGUGAAAGAACUUCACUUUUUGAUUCGGCUCAGUUAAGUUGGUACAUUUAUCCGACGUCAAACAGUGUAGUAACCGGUUACGGUAUUUCGAAAACAUCAUCAUCAAAGACGUUCACAGUCAUAAAAUCUAUACAUACUUGUAUUUACCAGUUUGAUUUUGAGCAUUGAUGUUUUCUAAUAUACAUGGUAUUGUGAAACGUGAUCAACUCUGCUGCCCUACCCUGACAUACAAUCUACAUGUAUACAGCGCCAGAUAUUGUUUUAUGAUAUUAAUUAUUUAUAUGUUAAGGUUACGCAGUUGUAUAUUCAUGGUACUAUAUUUCAUAAAAUUUAAAUAAAAUUGACGGAAACGACUUUUCAAUUUAUUAG
Molecule: messenger RNA, 1263 nt
Organism: Magallana angulata
Lineage: Eukaryota; Metazoa; Mollusca; Bivalvia; Ostreida; Ostreidae
Product: glutathione S-transferase 1-like
Exons: 5
Coding region: 240-854 (204 amino acids)
Biological process (GO): glutathione metabolic process
Molecular function (GO): glutathione transferase activity
Source: RefSeq, a predicted model, not a curated record